UUUCAACCUUAAGUCUUAUUACUAAAUUUGAAAUUAAACUGCAACGUAUCGACUUUUAUCCUUUUCCAGCGAUUUGUUAGGUGUUAGUUAAUAAUAUUAACAUACAAAGGCGAAUGACCACUGAAAUCACUAAUCAAUCUACUUAAAAGUCAGCUAAUGAGCUAGAAAGUAAUUUAAGUUUAAUUUCAGUAUAAAAGCAACCGCGACUAUGUUAAUAGGCAUUUCGAAAUUUCUCUGUUGAUUUUAUGAUAAAUAAAUUAGGUAAAUAAAAGCAGAUUAUACUUUAUUUUAAGAAUGGAUUAUGUAAAAUUAAAAACUGCAUAUGAAGAGAAUAUAGAACAUAUUAAUCUCCUCGAUGAUAACGAUAUCGUUAACAGAUGGACUCUCACAGAAACCUCGAUAGGUUUAGGAUUAGUACUAGCCCUGUAUCUAUUGGUAGUUCUAAAGAUAUUGCCAAACUAUAUGAAGAACAGAGAACCAUACAGCUUAAAAAGUAUUUUAACCAAAUAUAAUGCUUUUCAAGUCCUGUCUUCGGCCUACAUUGUAUUUCUAUACGCCAGAUACAUAGUUAAACACGGCAUCAUCACUACAAGAUGUCCCCAAGGAGGGGACCUGCAAGGAGUCAUCAAAGAGAUAUAUCCUUACUUCAUCGCGAAGCAUCUGGACCUCCUCGAUACGGUGUUUUUCGUGCUUCGGAAGAAGGACAACCAGGUGACGUUCCUCCACCUGUACCAUCAUACGGCCAUGGUGUCCUGGACGUGGCUGCAUCUGAUGUAUCACCCGACUGACCACUUUGUGGUGGUGGGGCUGCUUAAUAGUCUCGUCCACGUGAUCAUGUACGCGUAUUAUGGGAUUAGUUCCAUGGGCCCAGAAUAUCAAAAAUAUGUUUGGUGGAAGAAACAUCUUACUAAGAUUCAAUUGGUACAAUUCAUUCUCGUAAUUUCUCAUCUGUACUACCAACAAAAGUUAACCCCCUGCCCGCUGCCUGCUUUCUUCCACUACUUCUGUGUCUUUAGCAUAGGAUCUUUCUUCUUUCUAUUUCUUAAAUUCUACUUCAAUAGUUAUACAAACAAGAGAAGGAGAGAAUGAAGAGAUUAAUAUAAAAAAAUACAAAAGGGAAACUGUGAUGUCUUUGAUUGAUUUUUACCUACUUAUCUUUAAAAA
Molecule: messenger RNA, 1164 nt
Organism: Cydia pomonella (codling moth)
Lineage: Eukaryota; Metazoa; Arthropoda; Insecta; Lepidoptera; Tortricidae
Product: elongation of very long chain fatty acids protein 7-like
Exons: 6
Coding region: 295-1089 (264 amino acids)
Biological process (GO): fatty acid elongation, polyunsaturated fatty acid; sphingolipid biosynthetic process; very long-chain fatty acid biosynthetic process
Cellular component (GO): endoplasmic reticulum membrane
Molecular function (GO): fatty acid elongase activity
Source: RefSeq, a predicted model, not a curated record